Larimichthys crocea (large yellow croaker) is the source of this 5254-nucleotide messenger RNA. RefSeq names its product amine oxidase copper containing 2 (gene aoc2). Gene Ontology annotation, cellular component: plasma membrane. NCBI's taxonomy places the organism in Eukaryota, Metazoa, Chordata, Actinopteri, Sciaenidae. Gene Ontology annotation, biological process: amine metabolic process. Gene Ontology annotation, molecular function: primary methylamine oxidase activity; copper ion binding; quinone binding. The transcript is spliced from 5 exons. The record is from RefSeq and is a predicted model, not a curated record. Bases 155 to 2431 code for a protein of 758 amino acids.
AGCGGGAGGGAGGGGCAAGGGCUCAUGGGAUCUGUACUGAGAAGGGUGGGAAACGGCAGAGUUGAGGGGCGCGCCUCUCAUUUCCAAAAUCGUCUGGCCGCUUACUGUUUACCCAGAGUUCAUUCCUCUUCUCCCCUUCUCAAGGCCGCGCGUAAUGGUAGAGAGGAGGAUGAACUCUCUAGUGAAAUGGGCGCUCAUCCUCUUUGUCCUCGUCUCCAUCAUUCUCAACAUCGUCCUGAUCGGUAUCCACUCGAGCAGGACGCCAAAAUGUUCCGCUCAGCGUGUCCACCCGCUGCGGGGCAAACACGACAAGCGCAGCCUCGUGUUCGCUGACCUCACCCGGGAGGAGUACUUGCAGGUCCAGCAGUACAUGCUCAAGGAUAAAAGCUUGAACAUAUCCAUCAACCAGGCCACCACUCCAUCGGAAAACUUUUUAUUUUUGAUAGACCUAUCUCUGCCUAAAAAAGUGGACGUGCUGGCUUAUUUGAGCGAAACAUCUCCAAAGCCGGUCAGAGAGGCGACGGCAGUGGUCUUCCACGGCUCCAAAGGCUACAUUAAGGAGUACGUAGUAGGGCCUCUGCCCAAUCCGACAUACAUCAGAGAUGUCACUCUGGAGAAGUACGGUAUUACACUGCCAAUAAACGCGCGCACGGUCACCAUCGGGGAAUACAAUUUGCUUUUUAAGUUUUUGGAUGCUGAGGUCUUCUCCAAACUGAAGAAGCUCAUGAAAGAGAGCUUCGACGUGGAUGAGAACAAGAAACUGAACCCGUUCGAGCAGAUGCCCCGCGGACUCCGAUCCGGGGACAGAAAAACCUGGAUAUCUUUCUUCAGAGAUGUGAGCGGCAUGUACAUCCACCCGGUGGGCUUUGAGGUGCUGGUUGACCACGGCAGCGUCGACGCGUCACAAUGGAAAGUGGAGAUGCUGCUUUAUAACGGCCAGUACUUCAACACCGUGGAAGAACUUAAACAGAAAUAUGAUGCGAUGUCUGUUAAGAAAAUAGCUUACAAGAAGUCGCCUGACUAUGAUUCACUAAAACCCAAAAACAAACCUCUGCAGAUCGGCCCGCAGCUGUUUUACGCAGAGGGGAAGCGCUACAGCGUCAGCAACAACCAUGUCCUGUACCUGGACUGGAGCUUCGCCUUCGGGCUGAGCUCUCUCACGGGCAUGAAGGUGUUUGAUGUGCGCUUCAAGAACGAGAGGAUAGCCUACGAGCUGAGCGUGCAGGAGGCCAUGUCGGUGUACGGUUCUUUGACUCCAGGGAUGAUACUGACCAAGUUUCUGGACUCGAGCAUCGGCAUAGGACGCUUUGCGCACGAACUGGCCCGUGGCGUGGAUUGUCCCUACGAAGCCACCUACGUGGACACAUACCGCUACAUCGAUGUCCAAGCCCCGGUCAGAUACAGGAAUUCAAUCUGCAUCUUUGAGCACAACAUGGGGCAGCCCCUGCGGAGGCACUUCGGUGACUUCUUCCACAAAAGUUACGGGGGGAUGGUGAACAGCGCCCUGGUGUUCAGGACGAUCACAGCUAUAGGAAACUAUGACUACAUGUGGGAUUUCAUCUUCUAUCAGACCGGAGCAGUGGAGGCCAAGGUGCACGCCACCGGAUAUAUCUCCUCUUCAUACCUGGUGGACGGUAGUCAGAAAUACGGACACCAGGUGGCGGAAAAUGUACUGGGGAACAUCCACACCCACUUCAUCAACUUUAAAGUGGACCUGGAUGUGUUGGGAGAGAGGAAUGUCUUCCAGACCAAAGACAUGGAAUACGUCAAUGUGUCGCUUCCAUGGAAGACUGAUCACUACGCCAUGGUCCCGCAGCUGGUGGAGAAGCAGCUCAAAACAGAACAGGAGGCGGCUCUGCGUUACGGCACCAAGACUCCUCGCUACCUCCACAUUGCCAGCAAUAAGACCAACAAAUGGGGUCACCAGCGCUCCUACAGGCUGCAGGUAUUCAGCUUCACUGGAGAUCACCUCCCAGAGAGCGAGCCAGAGGAGAGGAGCAUGUCGUGGGCCAGGUAUAAGGUUGCUAUCACCAAGUAUAAGGACUCAGAGCAGACCAGCAGCAGUCUGUACAGUCAAAACAACAUCUGGAGUCCAGCUGUCGACUUCAGCAAGUACAUUGCAGACGAUGAAAGCAUUGAAGACCAGGACCUGGUUGCCUGGGUGACCACUGGCUUUCUCCACAUCCCCCACGCCGAGGACAUCCCCAACACGGUAACAGUGGGCAAUGGGGGCGGGGUCCUGCUGCGACCCCACAACUACUUUGAUGAGGACCCGUCCAUCCACUCUGCUGAUUCGGUGUACAUUAAGCCUGGCAGUGAGAACAGCUGUGAAAACAACAGGAUGGCCUGCCUUGCUAAGGAGACCUGCAGCCCCGUGCUGGAACCUUUCACCUAUAACGGCUUUGAAGGAGUCAUGAAGUUUGAAGACUGAUUUAUUGAGAACUUAGAGGAAAUAGCUUAAGAGGCUUGUGCUUGGGGUUAUACUGAUCUAUCAAGGAGGUUGUGUCAGUGUUAGCAUGUUUAGGAAGCGGUUUGGAAUGGCAAAUUAUUUGUGCAACUUGUUUUUUAAAGCAGCACUAAGCAAAUAAUCAAGUAAAGGUUUUUUUUUCCCAAGAGAGAGAUAAGAAGAAUAUCCUGGAAUCAGGAUGUGCUUAACAAAAACUCCCAUAUGUCCUUCUUACAGAUUUUGUGCUAAGCUAGUCUAACUACAGCCUAAAUCGAGCUCCGUAUUUAAGACAUAGACAUGAAUUAUUUGCCUAUAUAAAGAAAGCCAAGAAAAGUACUCCAUCACAAAUAAUGAGUCCUCUACAGAUUUCCUCUAUUCUAAUCUUGCUGGUGAGGACACAACACACCAGUGUCCCUGAAAUAGCAGUAAUUUUGGCUGUUACUGAGGUUGGCAUGUGCUACCUCAUUAACUACAAUCAUGCAUAUUUUACAGUACAUAACUGCUGGUCACAUUUCAAAGCUUGUAAGAUUUUACAACCAUUUCCAAUCUUCUAACAUUUAACUACUAAUAUGAAAAAUCAAUGUACAGCACGGAAACUGGAAACAUGCAAAUCGUCCAUGACCACCAUUCCCCUGAUUACGCCAUUUCAGACACAACGUGACCGUACUCUGAAACCCAUUAUUUCCAAUGGUCCAACAUUUUUUUCGCUACACUGAGCAAACUUCAAUCCAAAGUUCAGCUGACCUUUGUUUCUCACCUUUGUUCAACCUGGUUUGCAUGAAGUUUGGCACGCCUUGGCACAGUUCACAGUUAGAAAGAGCAAUGUGUGGCUAAGGAAUCAAGAUUAUGGUAUAAUUUAAUCCUCAAUCAAUCAAAACAAAAUAUCUGUUAUAGCUACAUUGUAUUAGAUUCUGCAUUUAGUACUAUCAUCAUGUUUCAGUAGUUAAUUGAAAGAAUCUUUACUAUCAGCAGCUGCAGUGCUACCUUACCUGAUGACAUUUCAUUUUUCUUUACACAAACCACCAUUUGCUCAUUAGCGCUUUUCGCCGAUCACUGACAAAUCGUCUUUAGUAAGGUGCUACUAUUCUAUGUUUUUCUGACGGUCAACAAAACCCAAUAAAAGUCGUUCUUACCCUCAGCUCCAAGCCCAGUGGUUCCUACUCAAAACAUGUAUUUUAUUAAAAAAAAAAAAAAAAGCUCAGUAAUUUCCUAAAACAGCUGGUCACUGUAGUUACUGGAAUAUCGCACCUGCUUUGCAUGAGCACGUUUUGCUUCACGUCAUUGCUCAGAGAUGCUUGCAUGGCAGUAGAGUCUUAAAGUCUUGUGCCUUUUUGGUGGUAUCACUAAGGUUAGCAAUGCCUCUUGACAGUUUUUGUUUGCUUUCUGAUUUGUAGUUGAGUGAUUACAUCUAUAAAACUGAAAAUGUGAAUUUGUCAUUAUCAAAAUAAAAAGCAAAGUUGUAGUUAUUAUUAGGUUAACAGGAAUAAGGGUUAUGCCACCACUAGUUCAAUUUUACUAGUUUGAAAUGUAUUACUUUACUUACUUUUACUACUUUUAAGACUAUACACUGCAAGCUGAUAUUUUAUCAGUAACCUUUUUUUAUAAAAGCAUAUGAUGAUAUCAUCCUAAAUGUGGUCUAUGAUUUAAGAUUUUGUAAGCAAAGAGGGUAUCAUAUGUCAUCAUUUCAAUACUUUAUAAUAAUGGUACAAAUCAUAUAAUUAAGUAAUACAAGCCUCAUGAUGAUUUAAUGCAACUAAUACACAAUGUAUGAUGAACUCCUGUGAUUAACGGUUAAGUUCACAUGUCUUGGUCUCAUGUUAUGUAACCGCCCCAUUCAAGUUUUUUUCUUGUUUUUUGUUUUUUUAAAUGGGGUUGUAUGAGGCACUGAGGCAUAGUCAGUGUGUUACCUACAGUAGACAAUGGUCAGAAGGACCUGACACAGUAGAGCAAAGCUGCUGUGGACAGGGUCUCCAUUAUCCGUAGACUAUAGUGAGUAUAUUCUCGCUGCUUUACCUUCCCAUUAGACAGCCUUUACUUAAACUGCAGCACUGAUGGCAAGGUAAAGUGGUAAUAAUAUGCUAACUAUAGCAUAUACUCUAAUGGAUAUUUUAUUUUUUAUGUAGCUAUAACAGGUUUUUAUGCUGACAUGUCCACAGCAGUGGGUUGCUCUACUUUCGACAUCCGACAUCAGUUUGCUUGUCCAAACCAGUAGCGAGUUCCACUCUCUAUUGUAGGUGACUGUUUAUAAGUACCUCAUACAAUCCAACUUAAAAAAAAACCCAAACUAUCCCUUUAAGUAUGAACUAAUCACAUAAAGUCAUAGUGAUCUGAUCAUUUGUUUGUGGUGGGAAACAGGAAUUCAUGAUACAUCCUGCAUUAGUAGAAGUAUAUCAUCUGUACCCUUAUUGUAAAAGGUUGUCAUGUUUGAAAUCCUUUUUGCUUUUAUGAAAUCAAUAUCUAUCCAGAUUGGCACUGAGAAAGAUUGCUCUAUGUGUUUGUUACUGAUGAACCACUGUGUUAUAAACUGUGAUUUAAACAUUGUAAACUGACACUGUACAGUCAGCUGUGUGUAAAUGUGUGCACUGACAGAUACAACCGAUACAAUCCAAAGCAGGAUCAAUCUUUAAUGUGGCUUCAGGUUGGGACUACUGAACAUCUACCUGAUUUCUGAUUCAUUCUGUAUCAGAUCAGAUCUUUCAAAAAUGAAUAGUUGUAAAGAAGUCUUUUAAGCUUUGUUUAUGCUCUUGUGAGACACUGAAAACAACAAAUGUAAUCUGGUAAAAUAAAGGUUGAAAAUCCUGACAACAA